AGCCAGACCGGUGACACAUUCUCAUGAUUCUGAGAAUCAGAGUGUUAAUUUUAUUUAUAGCGCACAUCUACAUCUAAUAAUAAUCUAGAGAUCUAGAUCUACAAAUAAGAUCAAUUAGGUUUGUAUGGGUAGUAGAAAAAGGUCAAUUUCUGUUAAAGAGAUGUUAUGAGAAGUUCACCACCAAGACAUUGUGGUUGUUUAGGACGGUUUAGGAUCCCCAAGAAAAAUGAAGUAGAGCAAAGACCUGAAUCACACAGGGAAACCACAAAAGACGGCUGUACCCUCUGCCAUUCACUUUUCAGGAAAAUUGAGCUGAGUAAAAAAACAAGAACAAUGAACACCCCCCAGAAUGUUUGUGGUAUGGUCGACUUUGAAGAGGUGAGUACGCCUCACGGAGAUACCCAGGGGAAGAAACUCAUCUUGGAGGCUGGGAGAAAAUCCCCAUUCUGUAGCACUCCCUGCACCACUAAGAUGUUCGGCAGAGCUGUGUCUCAACCGGUUGGCCCAGAGGAUUCAUUUGAUGAGGAUAAUCCCACCUCUUCCAAGAGAAAGACAUUCACGAACCUGAGGCGCCAGAAAAGGUCUAUCUAUGGCGUUAGCCCAGACUGCAGUUUUGGACCUAAAGCUUUCAUGUCCAACAUAUCAUCUGCGUGUUUAACUAUUCCAGACCCAAGUAAUCAGAAACUGUGUUGGACCAAGCCCCCACUGUCUGUGUUGAUCAUUCGCAAACAUUUUGAUGAGUCUGUGAUGAUACCCUUCAAACAGCUGGUCACAUGGCUAGUCAAGGAGAAGAACAUGGUUGUAUUUGUUGAACAGUCAGUUAUGGAGGACAGUAUAUUAAAAGACCAGUAUGACUUUCAGAUACUCAGGGACAAACUAAACUUAUUCAGGGAAAGUGAUGAUUUGACAGAUAAAGUAGAUUUCAUUAUAUGUCUAGGAGGGGACGGAACUCUACUAUAUGUAUCGUCAUUAUUUCAAGGCAGUGUACCCCCUGUGAUGGCAUUUAAUAUGGGUUCUCUUGGUUUCCUGACCCCCUUUCACUUCUCUGAGGAUUUCAAGGGUGAAGUCUCCAGAGUUAUGGAAGGUACGGCCUCUCUGCUGCUAAGAUACCGUCUAAAGUGUGUGGUUGUCAGCCAUGACACAGACCAUAUACCACAUGUGAAAAACAUAAACAAAGAAGAUUCGUGGACCAAAACUCACAAACUAGUCCUUAAUGAAGUCGUCAUUGACCGAGGCCCUUCAUCUUAUCUAUGUAAUCUAGAGCUUUAUAUUGAAGGCAAGAGGGUUACAUCAGUACAAGGAGAUGGUCUGAUCAUCUCCACCCCCACCGGCAGCACAGCCUACGCAGUGGCCGCUGGUGCAUCCAUGAUCCACCCCAGUGUUCCCUGCAUCAUGCUGACCCCCAUCUGUCCACACUCCCUGUCCUUCAGAACCCAUUGUUGUACCAGCAGGGGGUGGAGAUUAAG
Messenger RNA from Physella acuta, 1466 nucleotides. RefSeq names its product NAD kinase-like. The record is from RefSeq and is a predicted model, not a curated record. Gene Ontology annotation, molecular function: NAD+ kinase activity. Gene Ontology annotation, biological process: NAD+ metabolic process; NADP+ biosynthetic process. NCBI's taxonomy places the organism in Eukaryota, Metazoa, Mollusca, Gastropoda, Physidae.